This is a messenger RNA of Leishmania braziliensis MHOM/BR/75/M2904, 1992 nucleotides long. Its product is annotated as putative cation transporter. NCBI's taxonomy places the organism in Eukaryota, Euglenozoa, Kinetoplastea, Trypanosomatida, Trypanosomatidae. Gene Ontology annotation, cellular component: Golgi apparatus; membrane. The record is from RefSeq and is a predicted model, not a curated record. Gene Ontology annotation, molecular function: zinc ion transmembrane transporter activity. The transcript has a single exon. Bases 1 to 1992 code for a protein of 663 amino acids. Gene Ontology annotation, biological process: intracellular zinc ion homeostasis; zinc ion transport; transmembrane transport.
AUGGAAUACACUGGCUGCUUAUUCGUGACAGAAGCUAUUCGUCGAAGCUGUUCAGGAUGGAAAAUUCAUGCUUGUCCUCCUUCACUCAGUAUUCUUCAUUAUCUGGACGUCAUACUUCUUUCCUCGCUGCAUAGCCACACAUCACCCUCAACUCAUCAGAUGCAUUUUCCCAUAGCACUUCUGGGCCUUGCGGCUUCCGCAUGUCUUGUUUUUACCUACCACUCUGCGAGAUUGUCUGGCACAAGCAUUGUGUGGUUUAGCUCUUUUGCGGCAUUGCUGACAUUCUUCGUGCGACUUCCACGCGUUCUUUGGUCGAAGGCAACAGCGUGCGAUAUUCCUCGUGAAAAAAGCCGCUUGCUGUCAGCAGGCGCAUGCGCUCUUCUUUUUGUGAGCGGCACUUACGGCCUGACCACGCUUGGCGCGUUACGUUUUGCGUGUGCAUGUGCCUGCACCGCGGGCGCGCAUCAUAUUGCUCAACUCCGAAGAAGCCAGCGACACACAAAGAUAGCAUGUACCGUUCUUAGUUAUAUCAUCUUAGUUUUCACAUCAGAUCCAGGUAAGCAAAAUCGCACACUCAUGCUUUAUGGAUUGCUGGGGGUCUUUGCUUCAGCAUGUGCGGUUUCUCUUUCUAUGAAGGAGAUAGUCACUAAAGCUGGUCAAACAGCGUUUCUUUUUGCUGCUUGUGGUCUAAGUCUUAUGGGGUUUAUAAUCACACUUCUGCAACGCAAGCCGAUUGUUGAGAAUGAAAUGCUACUGUUGCUUGCUUUCUGUAUUUCUGGGAUUGUUUUAGCGGGCUGCUUCACUGCGGGUCUGAGAUUACAGGGGAGCGUUACCACUUUUGUGGCUGCCAUCGCUGGUAUGUCAGCUGCAUCAGUCGUUUGCGGUGAGAAAGUUUUCCCUGCUGUGAGCGACUGGGAGAGCCUCGCUUUACUAACUUCUGCUGGUCUUAUUUUUGUCGCGCACAAAGGACUGACUUUUGCGGACGCCUCUGUAGUAUCCCUGAAUGUCGCUCCUCUUAACUCAGCGCAGAUGUUGAAGAAAACGAAGCAACACUGUGGAAAUAACAGUGUUAUUGUGACUUUACUCUCUAAUCCAAGGGAGUACAAACUUUUUGUUUUUCUUUUAUUAACAGUUGUAAUCAUGCUUUUGGAGUUUAUUUACGGUCUUGCAGUGAACUCUUUAGGACUGGUUUCGGAUUCAUUUCACAUGAUGCUGGAUGGAACAUCCAUUAUGAUUGGUCUAUACGCAGCGCACGCUGCGUCGUGGCUACCAGACGAAAAAACGCAUCCUUUUGGCUAUGCACGAUAUGAGGUUUUUGGUGGAUUUGUAAAUGGGAUUCUUCUUCUUUUUAUCGCUCUGUAUGUGAUGGUUGAAUCCGUACAGAGAUUCCUGGAUCCACCCGAAAUCGAGGGUCCAUACUUGCUUCUUGUUUCCGUCACUGGGCUAGCUGUAAAUGUUGUAGGCGUUUUGUUUUUUCACGAUGCACAUGGCCACAGCCAUUCAGCUUUGCAUGAAGAUGGUGGUGGCCAUGUGGAUCACAACAUGCGGGGGGUUUAUCUGCAUAUUCUUGCAGAUUUGCUAGGUAGUGUUAGCGUGAUAAUCUCGAGUACUUUGAUGUAUAUGUUUGGGCUCUGGAUUGCGGAUCCAAUUUGCAGUGCAAUAAGUGCGAUCCUAGUUUUACUCUCGGCGUUUCCACUACUGGAAGAAACAGGACGAGUUCUUCUUCUAUCUGCACCAAGCUAUGAACGCAAUUAUUCCGAUGAAUUACGCAAAGUACUUCUCGAAACAGCUUUGCUGCAAGAUGUUGAAUCUCCAAAGUUGUGGAUGCACUCAACUGCUCCACGUGAACUUACAAUUUGUACCGUGGCAGGAAAACUACGUAAUAAUACUGAUUACACAAGCGCAAGAGAAAAAAUUACGGAAACAGUAACAGCUCAUAUGCUGCGCCACUUGGAUGUUCAUAAUGUUAGCUUGGUACUGCACCUCGAGUAA